AUGGUGCGUGGGUCUGUUGUAUCUGGAUUCGAGCGGUUGAUGAACAUUAUUAAUGGUUUUGAGAUUCCUGUUGACUCAGCAUCUGGAUCAAGGAGAAAAUUUUAUUCGAGAGACAUUAAAAAAUUAUCUCUAAUGUUGCCUACUUACCUCCAGGACAGUGGAUUUUUUGAUCAUUUCGAGAGAACUGAUUGGUCAUCUCUUGAUGCUUAUAAGGACAAGGAAACUGGAAGUCUAUUGGAACCAAAACACCCUUUUCUUGUUGAAUAUGUACAAGACAUUAUUCAACAAGGAAGCGACACACUGGAUUGUGGUUUGUUUGAGGCCGCCUUUGCUGAAUUCCUUAGCGAUGAAAUUCCAAUCCAAUCCAAUAAUCUCCGUUCUGAUUAUCUCCGGUCAAGAUACGCAGCAUUGCUAUGGAAUUACGGCAGUGAAAAGGCUGAAGCUGGAUACGUUAGUGAUAAUGACGAUCCAUCAAAGUCUAGGGGUCAUUUCACACCACCAAACCAUGAUGCGUUGGUUAACCAAUAG
Molecule: messenger RNA, 528 nt
Organism: Solanum stenotomum
Lineage: Eukaryota; Viridiplantae; Streptophyta; Magnoliopsida; Solanales; Solanaceae
Exons: 3
Coding region: 1-528 (175 amino acids)
Source: RefSeq, a predicted model, not a curated record